CCCAACCCUAAAUCGGUAUCCCCUCCCCUAAUCGGCUAACCCUUCUCUGCUUCUCGUCUUCUCCAAUCUCCGAUGGUCGGUUUUCCAGAAAACUACAUCAGCCUUCGAGACCUGUACGCCAAGACAAAUGAAUUCUGCAGAAGAGCUCCUCAGACAGUUCAAUGCCAGUAGAAAGGCGGCUCCAAGACAAAUGAAUUCUGCAGAAGAGGCCCUCAGACACUUCAAUGCCGGUAAACAGGCGGUUCAGCAGAGAGCCGUGGAGGUUCCAAGAGAGGCUGCCGAUGAUCCGCUUGCUGCAUUAAAGGCAAGACUAGAGAGAUUUGCUGAACAGACUCCUCCUCCCAUUCCAGCUGAGAACUUGCUAUUAUAUAAUGAUGUGCCAGACAUUCUCGACCACUUGGAGAAGGAGAAAACAGACUUCAGGGAUGAUCAAUUCCUAGAGAGUGAGGGUUUCUAUUUAUUCAAAACUGAUCUUGGAACUCUUGCUGAACUCGGAAGGACUGUCUUGCCUAUGUUAGCGCGUGGAUUCGAUACAAAAGGAGUUAUAGGACUCUUUUUAUUGGCAUAUAACUUAAGGAUACCUUAUACUGGUGGAGAAGGCCAGGUUUUUGAAGACAUUGCUCCAGAUUUCUCAUUUUUUGAUGCUUAUGGACCUUAUGUUGCCAAUGUCCAAUAUUCUGGACACCACUUUGACAAUGGAUAUAAAGCUACUUUAGAUCCUAUCAAAGAAGCAAUUUACUUCUGUUUCAUUGCUGCCUCAACACUAAGGCUGUUCAUAAAGCCAGUUGAUAACUACAUUGGAGCAUGGCAAAAUAUUAUCAGUAAGUUUAUUACUUUCUAUGGAUUCCCUGCCCCUCUGGUUUUAAUGGCUCCUACAAAAGAGGCUCUGGCUGGCUUACAUUGUGCCUUUGCAUACGACGAACGCAUGAAGAUGACAUUGUAUAAAAUCUUAUAUAGUUCAAAAAGAGAGCGCGAAUUAGACGGGUUAAGAAGGUUCCUAUAUGAAACACAUCUCGUGAACACUGGUCUUCAUGCUGUUGGAAUCUUUGCCCAGCUGAGUGUGACACUCAACGUGCGCAGUUCAAAGAUCUUACAGGCACUGCACACUGGGGAAUUUGCUAAACAGACAAACGCUCUGGCUGAAAUGGUUAGAAUGAUGACGUCUAAAGAGCCGGCCUAUGCAAGGAGGAUGUGGAGAUUUGGAAGAAUCUUUAAUGAGAAUUUCAUGAGUAGUCUUCGGACCAAAGCGUGCCCGAGAUUUGUGUACAUAUUAGCCAGCAUGUUGAAGAGAGAGGACCCUGCAAAAUGUGGAAAUAUCCUUCAUAUUGUACCUCUUAGCAGCUUAAGUGAAGAUAUCAAGCUGAGAUGUCAGGCCGUUGCCAAGAUGCUGUUAAACCAAAUUCGUAACCCUGUUACUCUCCCAAUUCAACAAAUCGAAGAUGAUAGUGUACCCAAAGGGGUGGAACCAGAUUAUGAGAGGGAUUUGAAAGAGCUGGGUAAGUGCUGUGAAACCGUGGCAGACGCCAUCACAAACUUAGAAAGAAAUAUCACAGAAGUGUCUAAAAAAUACCCAGACUCGCCACAAGUAAACCGUUAUAAGGAAAUGGCUACUAUUUUGAUGGGUCACAGCUCUUUAACCCAAAAGGCUAACCAGCUUAAGGCCAUGGCUGCUAACGAUACUUGUGGAUAAAACUUCUGGCACCAAACAGUUUGAGAUUUACAGGUUUCAUGGCACAGGUUAUUAGCUGAUGUGGUGCUUAUUUCUGCUUAUUGACGUGUUCUUUUUUACUGAUGUGUCCGAUGACAAAGCAGCCGUUGCCCAGAGGCGCGGAGUUAAUGCCCAAUCACACUCUCUGAUUUCACGUAUUCACCACAUGGAGGUGGUAAAGAUUAAUAUAUGUUAUGAAAGACAAUGGUGCGGCAUGAACAAUCCGAUAUAAUUUAUAAUGCAGGAUGACGCUUUAGCCAA
This is a messenger RNA of Ipomoea nil (Japanese morning glory), 1969 nucleotides long. RefSeq lists its product as uncharacterized. The transcript is spliced from 3 exons. The coding region runs from base 128 to 1690 and encodes 520 amino acids. NCBI's taxonomy places the organism in Eukaryota, Viridiplantae, Streptophyta, Magnoliopsida, Solanales, Convolvulaceae. The record is from RefSeq and is a predicted model, not a curated record.